This is a messenger RNA of Penicillium egyptiacum, 1827 nucleotides long. NCBI's taxonomy places the organism in Eukaryota, Fungi, Ascomycota, Eurotiomycetes, Eurotiales, Aspergillaceae. The record is from the annotation of a GenBank genome assembly.
AUGGCUUUUGUUGCGGACGAAUUCUUUUCUGGGAUGGAUGUGACAACCUCCAAUGAAUGGGUUGACUUCGAUCAAUUCCUCGAUCUCCCUUCAGGCUACGACGACCAGUCGACCGCCACUACCGUCUCACCUCAGGACCUAGCUCUGCCUUACGAGGCAGAUGGGAUCUUCACCUCUCCGUCUGAUUUCAUGCAAUCCUCCUUCGACAUGACCAGCUAUGAUCUCCCACAAGAAGACUUCAUGGGAAUGGAUGGAGGUUCUAUGCCGGACCCGGCUGCUCCUUUGUUUGAUGAUGCUGCGUUCUUGGGGUACAACCCAUACGACAGCAGCAACACAUUCCGGAACCUAGUUGAGGCGCAGGCCGCCGCUGACCCCCGCGUUGCUACUAUCAAGGAGAAGCGCCGCGAGGCAGCCAUUGCGCUGCACCUGCAGCGCCUUUGUGAUGCCACUGCUCUUGACUUAGAUAUGUCCUCGGACUCCAACACCAGUUUCUCGUCCCCGAGCUGGUCAGAAUACGUUCGCGGGAGCAGCUCUCCGCACCCUAGCCCAGAGCAUGCAUCUGUCUCUGAGGCACCUCCUCCGGGAGGCAUGGAGAUGGUUCUCGACUUGAACAUGAACGCCGCUGCCAAUGUGCCUAAGAAGCAGAAGCCUCGCUCUCAGGCACAGAAGGAGAACUACAUUAAGGCACGGAAGUACGGUGCUUGUGAGAAGCACAAGAAGCAGCACAAGCGAUGCAACUGCCUGGAGAAGGCUGCUGCUCGUGCCAGUGCCAGCGAUGUUCCGAUGAACGCCGCAUUCCAGGAAAGGCCGAGGCAGCCAAUGCUCCAAGUGCCGAUCCCAGAGGCGCGCUACUCUGACUCGCCGGGUCACGACACAUCAUUCAACCUACCUCAAGCGCUUCCAACCAUCAAGGCGACCAGGAAACUAGCAAGCAGCUUAUCUAGAAUCGAGCCAUCCGUGGGACUGCCUGUUGCGGGACCAAUCGCCAAGCAAAUUGUCAGGACGAAAAUUCAAAAGAGUACGCCGUCGGGACACGAUAUUGUUUCGCUAUCUGGCAAGAAUAUCGCGAACAGCUCAUCCUUGGGUGAGGAGAGACAAGAGAGGAUCUCAAGGAACACAGGAAGUGGACAACCCCACGAUCCCUGCAGUUCAGGUACACCUCGGCCGGUUCAUGUGGCUGGGGUGCCAUCUGGCAGCUCCAGCUUGCGCUGGCGUGUUUCGACCUCGUCGGUUGGUGUUGUAUGUUCAGAGAAGUCUGACGUCAAGACGACAUCCUCGACGAACCAUGCAACUGCUGGCGUUCGUCGCACUCCAGGUCUGGAUGUACACCGAACGAGGCCCACCCGCACGGUGGAAAGAUCCGCGGUGCCAGGUACUGUUGCUGGCAACCUUGGAAUGCGCCAUUCCGCAUCGCUCGUGCAAAACUCUGGAAUCCAGGUACCUGGACCGGAUCACAGGAGAAUUUCAGAGGGGCUUGCCAAGCAACUCGCAAUACUCUCUGGCCUGCAGUCCGUGCCGAAGGAUCUACUGGUCUCGCCGGCUCGGCGUGGAUCACCAGGUCUCUCUGGAAACGGAUCACCGGAUCACUUCGAGUGUCGGCCACUGCUCAUCAGUGGAAAGGGUCUCCUUGCUCGGCCAGUUGCUGAAAGUGUCGGUUGCCUGCUUUCCAAUACUGCCUUGGCAUUUGCUGGUGCCUGGCAAUCAUCGCUGUCUCUGGCCUCUGGGUUUGAGGGCAUGGUCUACAAAUGUCUGUCUCUGUUUGGCCGGCAUGUUGUGUCUGCGAAGGGCUUACGUCUGGGCGGACUGCGGAAAGCUUGGUGUCUAUGA